Messenger RNA from Meleagris gallopavo (turkey), 3030 nucleotides. Lineage: Eukaryota; Metazoa; Chordata; Aves; Galliformes; Phasianidae. The record is from RefSeq and is a predicted model, not a curated record.
AUGCUGCUUCGGGUAACAGCUUCUCUCUUACAGCUAGAACUAGAGUGCAUUAACCCCAAAAAGCAAAAAAAGAAAAAGAAUUACAAGAACUCUGGGAUCAUCAUCGUCAAGUCCUGCAAGAUAACCAGAGAUUUCUCAUUCCUGGACUACAUCCUGGGAGGCUGCCAGCUGAUGUUCACUGUUGGGAUCGACUUCACUGCCUCCAACGGGAACCCUCGGGACCCCUCUUCUUUGCACUACAUCAACCCCAUGGGAACAAAUGAAUACCUGUCGGCAAUCUGGGCUGUUGGACAGAUCAUCCAGGACUAUGACUCAGAUAAAAUGUUUCCUGCUCUGGGAUUCGGUGCCCAGCUCCCACCAGACUGGAAGGUAUCCCAUGAGUUUGCCAUUAACUUCAACCCCACAAACCCUUUCUGUUCAGGUGUGGAGGGCAUUGUCCAAGCGUACUCAGCCUGCCUGCCUCACAUCCGCUUCUACGGACCCACCAACUUCUCCCCCAUUGUCAACCACGUGGCCCGCUUUGCGGCUCAGGCAACCCAGCAGGAGACAGCAUCUCAAUACUUCAUCCUCCUCAUCAUCACGGAUGGAGUCAUCAGCGACAUGGAUGAGACGCGCCAUGCCGUGGUGCAGGCGUCCAAGCUGCCCAUGUCCAUCAUCAUCGUGGGGGUGGGCAACGCUGACUUUGCUGCCAUGGAGUUCCUGGAUGGGGACAGCCGGGUGCUGCGCUCCCACACUGGCGAGGAGGCCGUGCGUGACAUCGUCCAGUUUGUGCCCUUCCGGGAUUUCCGCAACGCCCCCAAGGAGACACUGGCCAAAGCUGUGCUGGCGGAGCUGCCCCAGCAAGUCGUGCAGUACUUCAAGCACCAAAACCUGCCCCCCAUCAACUCGGAGCCCGCGUAGCGCCGUGCCCGGCCCCAUCUGCAUGUUGCCGAAGUCUGUUGGUCCCACUGAAAGCGCAUGUUCCACAUGCUGUUCAAUGAAGAAUACCCUCCCUGAAACACACAGGUUUGUACUUUUUAAUUUAAUUGUUAAGUUCUUAAAGCUCAUCCUGGAGAAGCGCCUGGAUCCACUUUGUACAGCCGCAGCCCGAGGUAACACCCAGAGGCCGGGCCGUGCCCCAGUCCCACUCCGUUGAGUCACUUUUCAGUAUUGAAUGUACUUUGUAUAAUUUUAGUGGAACAGGAUACGAUUUUUACAAACAAAACUUGCUUUUUCCAAGCAAUGAAAUGCUUAAUAUAUUAUUAUUAUUAUCAUUUGUUGAACUGGUCAUGUAUCCGUGCCGUACCCGUACCGCUGUCAUGCUCUAUGUUCAUUUUUAUACUGUGUACAUGUUAUAUUUGUUAUACUCAGGUUAAUAAAGAAACUCGGACAUUUAAAACAAGGGGCUGCUGUCUGGUCCGGGCUGGGAGCACUGUGUGACGGCUGGGUGCUCGGGGCAGCCCAGCACCCCUCACCACUCCACCUGUACCACGCCUGGAGCGCAUGGGCACGGUGCGAGGCCUAUGCCAGCCUCAACCCUGGAAGGUGGGGCCAGCUUGGGGAAAUGUUUGCUUUGCAAAGCCCUCUGGAAGGGAAAAAUAUCUGACCCCCCCCUUUUCCAAAUAGGGAAGCAGUCUCUGAAUGGUGGCUUGUUUAGAACUAAUGCUGUACGCAGCUCCACUGCCAGCCAGGCAGGCACUGUGCUGCUCAGCUUUCAGAUCAAAGUCUGGGGCUCUGGAAAAAUGUUUUCUUUCCAUCAGGAAACCUUGCACAGAGAGAAGAAAAUCUGAAAUAUUUCAAUUCCACUAUGAAACGAUGGUGCAGCUGGAGUCCUUUCCUAACCCCAAGGUGGUGUUCCUGCCCCAGCUGCUUCCAGUUGGGCUGAUUUGCCCUCUGGCCCUUCAUACAGCAUCUCAGAGCGCAGUUAAUACCUUUAACAUCAAAUCACUUUGUAAGACAGUAAAUGGGACUGGUAGCCAGGCUGCACAGCAGCUCACUUACAUAGAGUAGCUGCAAGAGCAGCUUGCUGGAAGAGUCUCAGGCUCAAGGGCUGCUGUGAGCUAACAGAGCUCCCAGCUGCUCUGAUCCUGCUCUUCAAGAAACAAGGGAAGUGGGGCUUUCCCACAGCAGAAUUGUUUUCCUCUUGACCAUGUAGGGUCCAGCACAACCACCUGCAGCUCCUGUGCACCACCGUGUCUGCCCACAGCUUCCAAACCCCACUCUGCAUUUCCGUUUGAAUCUAACAGAUGCUUGGAGGGCAGCUAUGCAAAAUACCAUUCAGGAAAGCACUCAUGGCUGGGGUGUGCUGCUCUGGCUUUUCAGAGGAUUUUCAUGGAUUGAGCUUCACGCCACGCACAGACACCUCUCCACUGCAGCUACGCAAGGCUCCUCCAACUCUGAAGUAAAGCAGGUUUAAAUCAAGGCACUGGGAGAUCUAAGAUCUUCCAUCAUUAGAGAAGCUAGGAAAGGCAGGAGCAGCUCGGGAGCAAAAACCAGAGUGCCAGGUAGCACUCGGGGCAGUGUAAGGUCUCUUAAAUUCAACAGAACUUCAACAGCCAUUUGCUCUCCUACUGCAAAAGGCGGUGGAGUUCUCCAGUCUGUGCACAGCUUGGUUUGAGUGAGCCAGGAUAUCCCACCCCCUCGGUACUCACACUACACCACGAGAGCUGAGCUGUGAGCAGAAUCACCACCAACAGUUCCUCUGCACUCAUUCAGAAGGAGGGCACUGCCUCAGCCCCGUCUCGAUGGUGGGUUGAGGACAGGGCUGGAUGAGCAGAACCCGAAUUGCUUAAUGGAACAGGAACAAUUAUGAAUGGCACAAGCCAAGAUGGAAAAAAAAAUGCAUUCAGAAUGUCUUUAAUCGCGUAACACUAAAACUUCUUUACAGUGUCAUGGCAAUCCACACUUCACCAUCUGCUCGAUUUUUGUUCUGCCCCCAUUUCUCAAACACAGAAUAAAAAUGACAUUUUAAAACAGAACACAUGGCUGCUCCUACAAGACUUCCGUGCUUCAAGUGCAUUUUUGGUGUUUUUUUUUUUUUUUGCCUGUUGG